Blastocystis hominis is the source of this 1935-nucleotide messenger RNA. RefSeq lists its product as hypothetical. The record is from RefSeq and is a predicted model, not a curated record. NCBI's taxonomy places the organism in Eukaryota, Bigyra, Opalinata, Blastocystidae.
AUGGAAUCGUUGAAAUCACAGUUGGCUCAGAUUACUCAGAAGGAAGACAAUCUCGUCGAGGAACUUUCCCAGCAAAAAUCCCUCUUCAGCAGCCUCCAGCUCCAGCAAUCCUCUGCCCUGGAAGAAGUUCAGAACCUCCGCUCUCACCUCAACGAAGCCACCGCCAAGUCCGAAUUCCUCGAAAGCCAGCUCGCCUCCCUGCAAUCCCACUGCUCCGCCCUCGAGGAGCAAAACCGCGAGCUUUCCUCCACGCUUUCUUCCUCCGAAGCCGAGCGCGAGCAGCUGGCCAGCGAGAACCAGCAGCUCACGCAAGCUGCAACGACGUUCAACAACCAAGUCCAGCGAAUCACCGACGAAAACGCGCUGUUAGAGAAGGAGAAAGAGCAGCUCACCAAGGCGAUCGAGCACCUCCACGCCGAAAACGCCGAGCUCGCUUCUGCUUCCACGGCCAAUCAAUCCGCCCUGGCGUCGCUUCAAUCCGAGCUCGCAGCGCAGCAGGCCGAAGCGUUGCAGCUGAAGCAGAAGCUGGAGCAGAGCGACCGCGCGAUUCUCAAAGCGAAGAGCGAGACGGUGGCGGAAUGCAACGCGCUUCUGCGACAAAAAGAAGACGAAAACGAGCAGUUAACGCUCUCGUUAACGCAGCAAACCCACGAUUUAGAGACAGCCAUCGCGUCGAACCAAGCCAACACGCAGCGAAUCGCGGCAUUGGAGCAGUCCCAGCGCGACCUGCAGGAGCGAUCGGAGAAGGCGGAGCAGGCGGCCGACGCGCUCCGCGGGGAAGUGGAGAAACACAAGCGAUUGGAGAGCGAUCUGCGGCAGCUCGUGGAGCAGAGCAGCUCGCAUUAUGAAGAGGUGAAGGGCGAAUUGGGGGAGAAGGAGAGGACGAUCGGAGAGCUGCGAAAGCAGACGACGGAGCUGAGCGAUGCGUUGAAGGCGGCGAAGGAGCGCAACGACAUGCAGGAUGGACGUAUGGAGGAACUAGAGAGAGAGAAGGAGGGGCUGGAAGAGCGAGUUCGCGAGAUGGAAACGUCGAUGAACGAGCAGCAGAACACAUCGAGCGAGAUGGAGAAACUGGCGAAGGAGUUGUCAGAACGCGAGAAGCAGAUCGAAUCGAUGAAGGCCGAGGAAGAAUCGCGUCGACACAAGUUCGUUUUAGUGAAAAACAAACACGACAGCGAAUUGAAGGCAGCAAACGAUCAAAUCCAGCAGCUCCAAGCGCUCCUUCGAGCGCAGUCGAACCCUUCCGACGCUCACAGCGAGGCAGACACGCUCCGGCAGCAGCUCGCGGAGCAGCAAACCACCAUUGAGGCCCAACGGUCGCAGCUGGCUUCGCUGCCGCAGUUGCAGUCGGAAAUCGCGCGGCGCGACGAGGAGCUGAGCUCGAUUCGCGGUAGUCUGAGCACGUUAGAAAGCAAACACGAUGAAUUGACGCAACGCUACGAAAGCUGCUUGAAGCUGAACACGCUGCUGAAAGAGGAAACCGAGAAAUCCAAGAGCGAGUUGCAGGGACUGCAGGAAUCGUCCUCGGAGCUCGUGUCGCUCCGAGAGGCCAAUGAGAGUUUGAAAUCGUUGCUGGGAAGCGCGGAAUCGAAGUACGUGCGCGUGGCUUCGCUGAAUAGCGAAUUGCAAAAAAAGGUCGAAAUUUUGGAGCAGGAGCAGAUAAGGAAAGAGAGCGUGUUGGUGGUGGAGUGGUGGAAUGAAAGAUCGAUUAAUAUGCGUCCUGUGAAUUAUGCGAGAGCGAAGCAGGGAAAUGAUUCCGAUUCGGAUGAAGCGCCGUUGGUGGCUCCGAAGAACCAGCCGUUCUCUACGAGAGCGAAAUUCGAUUAUAUGAAGCUGAGAAGGAGUUUUAAGCGUCUUCCUCUGGAGCUUCAGCGAUUGAUCACAAUCUAUGCGAUCUUUAUUCACGUGAUUCUCUUUAUUGCGAUUGUGAAAUAA